AUGAAUUAUUCUAAUCAGAAUAGUGUGAUAGGUCAAUAAUCUACUAAUUCUGAGGAAUAAACUUUUGAAUAAGAAGUUGAGGAAUAUAACUAAUAUAAAUGUAUGAUUGAGAAAAGAAAAAUUCAAAUAAACUUCCAUUAGGAUUAAUAAAUCAUAUAUUCAUAAAAUGGAACCAUUUUGAGAGUGUAAAAUAUAUUUAUAACUUAAAACAUAGAGUAUAAGGCAAUGAUGCUUUUGAGAAACCAGAACUAUUUAAUAAUAUGGAUUAAAUCCACAAUCUUUCAUGGUAAGGUUAGUAUGGUAAAAAGCAAAAAAAAACUGAUAAAUGGAUUGCUUUUUGGAAUAAUGAACUUAUAGAGAAUGUUGGUGGAUAUUAUUAUGAAGGGUAAAAGUUAGGAUUAUGGAAAGAUCUAUUCCCAAAUUAUUGGAGGUAGGUUAUUAUUAAAAAAUAUGAAUAGUAAAGCAUAAAUUUUCGAAAUUGGAGAAUUUUAUGAUGAUAUUAAAAUAGGGAAAUGGAAUUAUAUUUAUUUGGAUGAGAAGAUGUAUAUAAUUUUGAAAUUUUUUAGGGGAGGUGGCUUUUACAACAAAAAUGGUUAAAAGUAAGGCAAAUGGAUUGAGCUUGACAAAGGGUUUUAUAUUGAAAAACUAGUCUAUUAUAAAGGUGAAUAUAAUAGGAAUGGAGCAAAGGUAGGAAGUUGGGAUAUUAUUUACAAGAUGUGUAAAUAUUUACCAUAUAAUUAAAUGUAUAUAUUAUUUCAGUAUAAAGUGGGGGAAUAAAUAUGAGCAUCUAGAGGCUAUGGAUCAUAUGAUUAAGAAGGAAAUGAGAAAAAAAUCGGAAAGUGGGUAGAAUUGUUUGAGGGAUUUUAAUAUUGUUCUUAAGUCACUUGUAAUGGUGAAUAUAAUAAGAAUGGUAUGAAGAUAUGUAGAUGGUAUUUUAUGUAUUGUGCACCUGAUAAGGAUGAAUAUAAAUAAAUGUAAAUAUUAGAUAAGGUAUAAAGUGGAAUCUAAAUAAAUAUAUAGUGGUGGGGGAUCAUACGAUUAAGAAGGAAAUCAAAUAAAGAUAGGAAAGUGGAUAGAAUUGGUUGAAGGAUUUUAUUGUGAAAAAUAAGUGUAUUAUAAAGGUGAAUAUAAUAUGAAUGGUAUGAAGGUAGGUAGAUGGGAUAUUAUGUUUUGUAAAUAUAGAGAAACGAAAUAUCAAAUAAUGUAAAUAUUAUCAAGUAUAAAGCGGAAUAUAUGUAUUUAUUUAGUGCUGGUGGAUCAUAUGAUUUAGAAGGAAAUUAGAAAAAGUUUGGAUAGUGGGUAGAAUUGGUUGAAGAGUUUUAUUGUAAAAGAUUAGCCUAUUAUAAAGGUGAAUAUAAUCUGAAAGGUAUGAAGAUA
Messenger RNA from Paramecium sonneborni, 1377 nucleotides. The record is from the annotation of a GenBank genome assembly. NCBI's taxonomy places the organism in Eukaryota, Ciliophora, Oligohymenophorea, Peniculida, Parameciidae.